UAUUACGCGGCGGAGAAGGCUGUGGGAGAGUGACGGGAGCUUUCGAACGAGAAACGCGGCCAAGAAAUGGCGAUGUCGAGCUUGAGAAAAAGGAAGAUUUAUGUGGUCAUGUUGGACUUGCGGCAUAUGCCACGAAAAGGACUAUGGCAACCAACUUCGCUCUCUCAUCCCGAGAUAAAUUUGCAGCCCAAGUUAUGUGGGGAGAUUGGUUCGUCAUGCACUCUAGACCUAAAUCUGUGCUAUAUCACUCCUUGUCUGUCUGCAUUUGUUUGUUAGAUCCAAAACAACUGGUAGCAUCUUCCUACCAAGCAUUUAAAGGCCAUGCAAGUCAUGGAUCAUCAGUUAUUGCUAGUCAAGACACUGUUUGGUGCUUGCUGGAGGGACUAGGUAUGUUGCUGCUUCUGUUUUUUGGUGGCAUGAUACUAUACCAUCCAUAAAUUAUGUCAAAAGGUCUAAUUCUUUGAUAGGAUCACUGAACAUUUGACACAUAUUAAGUGUGAUAGCAUCCUAUAUUGGAUACAGUAAAUACAACCAUGUCAUCCAUUUAUACUUUUACCUUUUGUUGUUCAUUAUUAUCCUUUCUUUAAAUUAUUAGAAAAUUUAGGUUUUUAUUCUUUUAUCUCUUUCAUCUGGUUCUCGGCAUUACUUUUUCAUUUGUUUACCAUGAUUUUUACCCAUGUUAUAUGAUGUCUUGAAUUAAAUGUAAUAAUUGUCAUUAAACCUGGAUAUGUUUAACAGAUGAGCUUCAAAUUAGCUGGUCUUGAUUUUUAUAAACACAUAUGCUUGAGCUUUUUAGGGAUUGGAUAUGUAUCAUGAAACAACAAACCUUGACAGGAUGAUCUGCAAAUAAAAAUUUAUCCCAAUCCAUUGUUUGAAAAUGAUUUUGGUCGGAUCUUAACACUUUGGUAGUUGAUUAGUUUAAUUAAUGCAGCUUAAACAUUGUUGAGUAUCAUAUAGGUAGCUUGAUUGUUA
Molecule: messenger RNA, 972 nt
Organism: Musa acuminata AAA Group (dessert banana)
Lineage: Eukaryota; Viridiplantae; Streptophyta; Magnoliopsida; Zingiberales; Musaceae
Exons: 4
Coding region: 144-437 (97 amino acids)
Source: RefSeq, a predicted model, not a curated record